UGUCAUGCAGUUGUCAGCUGAUCGGUGGGAGGAAAUGUUUGAUGCUAGCAGGUGCUAGCAGAAGGAUUGUUGUCAGUUGAAACAAAACAACCUUUUAUCUGAUUUCAGGAUAUCGUUUCUCCUUUUUCUUAGUAGCUUGUAUUCUGGGACCAACAUAGAAAAAUGAUGUCGAUCGUCGCCUUCAAGCUGCUCUCUCUUCUUGUUGGUUUGUUAUUUAUAUCAACACAGACGACGGAUGCUAAGAAUUCAGAGGAUAUUCGGUGUAAAUGUACCUGCCCACCGUACAGAGACGUCGAUGGACAGAUCUACAAACAAAAUGUAUCUCUAAAGGAUUGUAACUGCCUCCAUGUUGUGGAGCCAAUGCCAGUUGAUGGAAAGGAUGUGGAGGCGUACUGUCUGCGUUGUGAAUGCAAAUAUGAGGAGAGGAGUUCUGGAACCAUCAAGGUGACUAUCAUAAUCUACCUGUCCAUCCUGGGCCUGCUGUUCCUCUAUAUGGUGUACCUGACCCUGCUGGAGCCCAUGCUGAAGAGGAGGCUCUUUGGACACUCACAGCUCCAGAAUGAUGAUGAUGUCGGGGACCAGCAGCCUUUCGCCAACGCCCACAACGUAUUGUCUCGUUCGGCCUCUCGUCCCAACAUGCUGAACAAAGUGGAGCACGCUCAGCAGCGCUGGAGGAGGCAGGUCCAGGAACAGAGGAAGUCUGUGUUUGACCGCCACGUGGUGCUCAGCUAAACCCAUCCCCAGGAAACAAAAACCCUGGGUGAAGCAAAUAUAAUUACUGUGACUGCGUGGUCCCUUUUUUUUUUUUUUUGACUGAUUCUUUCCCCGACUUCCGAGCUUCAUCCUCAUUGGUGUUUUGUUCCUCAACAGGACCUGUAUUCCAUGAAAUGUGAUCAUAUAGCUCUAUAUAUUCAGGAGGUGAUCAUAAAGGGGCUCUACAUCUUUAGGUUGAAGUGGGGUGUUGCAUUUGAGACCUUUGCCAGUGUCUGUUUGACUUUGUAUACUUUCUGAUUAAUAAUACUAAUAGAAAGUAAAAGAUGUUUCAGUUUGUACCAAAUCCCCCCCCCCCCCAACAAUGGAAACAAUGGGUGACCGUAUGCACUCCUUUUAUAGUAAUGUUGGCAGCUUCUGAUAACAGGAAAUGAUUGCCAAGUCACCAAUGAAAUUAGGUGAUAUAUUUGAAGGUAGAGUAAAUAACAAACAAAAACAUAUCUAAAAUAUCAUACCAAAAUGAAUCACUCAAGCUAAUGAAAAUGUCUUCAAUAAAUAUAACAUCUGCUACCUAAACCACGAAAGAUGGGAAUGAGUUGGAAACAGUAAAAAUUUGUAAAAUGUCUCCUGUCAAAAAGCAUGUUCUUUAAGAAGUGAUGUAAAACUUAUUUUGAACCUUUUACCCUAAACAACAGUUGAUGUACAGAUGUAUGCAUUUCAUUGUGUGCUGACUGUGGUGUAAACACUCCUGUAUCAUGUUCUCCUGUAAGGCUAAGUAUAAUAUGUAGCAUUUGGGAGACAUUUUGAUGACUGUUAACCUAUCAUCCAAUGGUACAUUUAAUGUAAACAUUAGUCCUCUCCUUUGAAUAUAUGUGUGUUACUGAAGUCAGAGCCCUCAGCUGUCACUGUAGAGUAGACGGACUCCAUCUCUACACCUUGUUUUGUUUUCAGCGUCUACUCCUCUCCAUUUAGGUGCAUUUCACAUGAAUCACACGUGAUUGAGAUCCUCCUUUAUUCGAACUUUAAAUAACUUUCAUUGUCUUAUCUGUUAGACAGUCUUGAUACCACCAUCUGUCUUUUACACUGAUGUAAAUAUGUUUUUUAAUUAUAAUUUAGGAUAGCUGGAUGGUUGUAAAGUGGGUAGAAAAUGCUACUGUUGGGUGGCCUAAUGAAAGUGUUAACUCUUAUCUGUGAUAACUUCACAUUUGAAAUACAUUUCUGAAAUAUU
This is a messenger RNA of Coregonus clupeaformis (lake whitefish), 1939 nucleotides long. RefSeq names its product transmembrane protein 9B-like. The coding region runs from base 163 to 732 and encodes 189 amino acids. NCBI's taxonomy places the organism in Eukaryota, Metazoa, Chordata, Actinopteri, Salmoniformes, Salmonidae. Gene Ontology annotation, biological process: positive regulation of canonical NF-kappaB signal transduction. The transcript has 5 exons. The record is from RefSeq and is a predicted model, not a curated record. Gene Ontology annotation, cellular component: lysosomal membrane.